ACACUACAACUUACACUUCCUCACAGCGCCAUGAUAGACCAUCCCUCUUAAAUCAACCCCCAUACUCAUUGUCGCCUCGGUAUCACCCUCACCACACAAAAAAAAUGCUCCACUUCCGCACCGAAGGCUUCAACGGGUGCGCCGUCAAAUACUCACCCUUCUUCGACAACCGCCUAGCAGUAGCCUCAUCGGCCAAUUUCGGCCUUGUCGGAAAUGGCCGUCUAUAUAUCCUCGAGUUGACUCCUAACGGCAUUGUACCUUACAAAUGGUUCACAACCCAAGACUCCCUCUACGACCUCAGCUGGUCCGAAAUCCACGAAAACCAACUCCUCACAGCCUCCGGCGACGGCAGCAUCAAGCUCUUCGACGCCACUGUCCCAGACUACCCGAUCCAAAACUGGAAAGAACACAAUCGCGAAGUCUUCAGCGUCCACUGGAACCUCGUCGCCAAAGACCAUUUCUGCUCUAGUAGCUGGGACGGGACUGUGCGCGUGUGGUCUCCGCAUCGACCGCAUUCUCUCCUCACGUUGCCGACGCAUAGCUGUACCUACGCGGCGGAGUUUUCGCCGCAUUCGCCGGAUAUCCUCUCGUGUGUGUCGUCGGAUUCGUAUCUGAGGUUGUUUGAUUUGAGGACGCCGGCGUCGGCGUCGAAUCAUUUGUCGUUGCAGAUUCCGAUUCAUGCGGGGCCGGGCGGAGGGGCAGGGGGGAUGAUGUCGGGUGGGGGCCUAGGAGCAGGAGGGGUAGCGCCGAGUGAGGCGUUGACGAUGGACUGGAACAAGUAUCGGCCUUCGACGGUGGCGACGGCGGGGGUGGAUCGGACGAUUCGGACGUUUGAUAUCAGGGCGCCUGGGCAGGGCCCGCAGACGGUGAUGAUGGGACAUGAGUAUGCGGUAAGGAAGGUGACGUGGUCGCCGCAUUUGUCGAAUGUGUUGCUGUCGGCGAGUUAUGAUAUGACGUGUCGGGCUUGGAGUGAUCAGUCGGCGUCGGGGGCGGUUGGGGAUGUUGAUGUGAUGCGGGCGGGACCGGGGCCGAAUAUGGGGGCGGAGUUGGGACGGAUGGGACAGCAUACGGAGUUUGUGACGGGGGUGGAUUGGUGUAUGUUUGGGAGUGAGGGAUGGUGUGCGAGUGUUGGGUGGGAUGAGAGUUUGUAUGUGUGGGAUGUGAGGGCUGUGAUGGGUUGA
Messenger RNA from Aspergillus sclerotioniger CBS 115572, 1181 nucleotides. RefSeq names its product putative peroxisome biosynthesis protein (Peroxine-7) (gene pex7). Bases 105 to 1181 code for a protein of 358 amino acids. The record is from RefSeq and is a predicted model, not a curated record. Gene Ontology annotation, molecular function: protein binding. The transcript is spliced from 2 exons. NCBI's taxonomy places the organism in Eukaryota, Fungi, Ascomycota, Eurotiomycetes, Eurotiales, Aspergillaceae. Gene Ontology annotation, cellular component: cytosol; peroxisomal matrix. Gene Ontology annotation, biological process: protein import into peroxisome matrix.